Molecule: messenger RNA, 798 nt
Organism: Lathyrus sativus (Indian pea)
Lineage: Eukaryota; Viridiplantae; Streptophyta; Magnoliopsida; Fabales; Fabaceae
Source: the annotation of a GenBank genome assembly
AUGCAGACAAGGACGGUUCAAGUGAAGCAACUUUCAGAUCUAGCUACUGAGAGGGAGAUUUACGAAUUCUUCUCAUUUUCUGGUGAAAUUGAAAACAUUCAGAUCGUAAGAGAAUAUGGACAACCAAAGACUGCGUUUGUGACAUUUAAAGAUCCAAAAGCACUUGAAAUUGCGUUGUUGUUAUCGGGAGCAACAAUAGUCGACCAGAUUGUGAGUAUAAGUCCAGUUGAGAAUUAUGUUGCAAAUCGUGAGAUGCAAGAAGCACGGGCAGGGGAAUAUUCUAUAACUAUUGCUCCUGAAGAUGCCGCAUUGAAUUCCGAGGAGGAGAAACCCGGGGGAAGAGUAUAUCUUAGUAAAGCACAAGAUGUAGUGACAAAUAUGUUGGCAAAAGGAUCAGCGAUAAAACAAGAUGCCGUGAACAAAGCUAAAGCAUUUGAUGAGAAGCAUCAAUUGACUGCCAAUGCAUCAGCAAAGGUCAGUUCAUUUGAUAAGAGAGUUGGACUGACAGAGAAAUUGACAGUUGGACUUUCUGUAGUGAAUGAGAAAGUCAAAUCUGUAGAUCAGAGGCUACAUGUUUCAGAUAAAACAAUGGCAGCAAUAUUUGCAGCCGAGAGGAAGUUGAACGAUACUGGAUCAGCUGUCAAAACAAGCAGAUAUGUGACCGCCGGAACAUCAUGGCUAACAGGUGCUUUUAGCAAGGUGGCGAAAGCCGGAAACGUGGCCGGUACUAAAACUAGAGAAAAGUUUAAUAUGGCUGUUUCAAACUUGACAACAAAGGAUACCUCAUUGGUUGUAUAG